This is a messenger RNA of Anopheles funestus (African malaria mosquito), 3716 nucleotides long. Its product is annotated as protein RUFY3. The record is from RefSeq and is a predicted model, not a curated record. The coding region runs from base 577 to 2829 and encodes 750 amino acids. NCBI's taxonomy places the organism in Eukaryota, Metazoa, Arthropoda, Insecta, Diptera, Culicidae. Gene Ontology annotation, cellular component: cytoplasm. The transcript is spliced from 7 exons. Gene Ontology annotation, molecular function: metal ion binding.
UUGUUUUGUUUACUACCCUUACUGGCCGCGAAGGUAACAUAGAUGGUAAAGAACCGCUCUACAGCUGGGAGAUGGAAGGAUUUGUUCUUCGGUAGCUUCGAUUGCGCAUGUCCUUUAAUUUUGCAUUGUCGUAUAUAGUCCCACAGUCCCAUAGUCCAAAAAUGUCAAACUUUCGUCGUCGGUUGCUCCUUUCAUUGCAUUCGUUUUGUUCAAUCCGCAUAGCCCUGACCGCUCGCGAAGCAGGCGUUGAUUUGGUGAAAAAUCGAUAACAUAAGCCAGUGAGGAACUGGGGUAGAAUUUAAUUGUGGCCAGCUUGCAACGCAUUUGCUCGGUAGUUGGACAACCAAAUCGAAUGUCGCUUUGUGUUUGCAAGUUACUUUUACCAGUGGAAUUUAGAAAUACGUUCACUUCAGAAUCUUCCUUACCGUGUGUUACCGCAACCGUGCGCGGACGUGAAGCAAGUGCGUAGAAGAAACCAGGAGUGAAAAUAUUUCCAUUGAACGAGAUUGUUAAACCAGCGGCAAAACGGAAACACUGCUGAGUCACCCGCUAGGCUCCGUAAAUCGCACUCCCAAAAUGCGUGCGUUGGGCAUUGCACAACCGAACAACCACCAUCAAACGACUGUCACCAGCGGCACCACCUCCUCCACCACCGCCAGCAAUGUCGGCAGCGUCGGUGCGUCGACCGGUGGCAGCACGGCCGGAAUCAACGGUAAGAACGGCAACGGCGAUGGACACCAUCACGGACCGGGUACCACCCUGAUCACGCUGCCCCGUGCCAUCCCCGCCGGGAACGGGUCUGCCGGCGAUGGACACCGUCCGGGUGGGCCGUUGCGCACCACCGGCGGGAACGGUGGGGUGGCCGGUGGUGGUAGCGUCAGCGAUACCGCCGCCCAGGACACGAUCUAUCUGUGCAACUUUCGCGUCACUGUCGACGGUGAAUGGCUCUGCCUCAAGGAGCUGCAGGAUCUCGAUAUCAAAGACGGUCAGGCAGGUGUUGGCGGUGGCGGCAACGGUGGCGGCGUUGGAGCCGAUGCGCUGGGCGGCGGCGGAGGGGGUGUAGGCGGAGGAACCAGUGACUGCAACGCACUCAAUACUUUCGGUAUAAUUGAGAACGUAAAAUGCGAAGAGAAGAUUAUCGAGCGCGAUUGGGUUAACUACUACUCACGCGAUCCGGCCUCCAUCGAGCGGAGCAAUCUGGUAAAGAUAUGCAAACUGGUGGUAAAGGAAUUGCUGGAACAAUCGUUGCGCUUUGGUCGCAUGCUGGACUCGGAUCAUCUUCCGCUGCAGCACUUCUUCAUCGUACUGGAGCACGUGCUGCGGCAUGGGCUCAAGCCAAAGAAAGGGUUGCUGGGCCCUAAAAAAGAGUUGUGGGACAUUUUGCAAAGCGUUGAGCGAUACUGUGUCGAAGCGAUGGACAUUACUUCCUCCGUGCGCGAUCUGCCCACGGUUCGCACACAUAUGGGUCGUGCGAGGGCAUGGUUACGGCUGGCACUGAUGCAGAAGAAGCUGGCCGAUUAUCUGCAGGUGCUGAUCGAGCAUCGGGAUGACUCGCUAGCAGAGUACUACGAACCGCACGCACUGAUGAUGAGCGAUGAGAUCAUAAUCAUCGUCGGCAUUCUCGUGGGGUUGAAUGUAAUCGAUUGCAAUCUGUGCGUGAAGGAGGAAGAUCUGGAUUCCCAGCAAGGUGUGAUCGACUUCUCCCUUUACCUUCGGUCCAGUUCCCGUAACAGCCCGGAUGAGGAAAACAACGGUGGGGUUGGGGGUGGAAUUGAUGAUAGUGCCACCGGAGCCAUGACGGCCGUAUUGGAUCAGAAGAAUUACAUCGAAGAACUAAACCGACAUCUCAAUGCUACUGUUGCUAAUCUACAAGCCAAGGUCGAAUCACUCACUACGACCAACGCGCUCAUGAAGGAAGAUUUAGCCAUCGCACGGAACAGCCUAAUGGCGCUGCAGGCGGAAAAUGCUGCCCUCCGAAGGGCAUCCCAGCACGGGCACCCGAUCGAGGACAAAACGAACGUACUGGAUCGCUUCGAUCCGGAAAUGGCGGAAACACUUGCGGAGGAACGCAAAAAGCGGCAGGAAAUCGAAAAGGAACUGGAUCUGCAAGUAUCGCUGAAAGCGGAAACGGAAAUGGCAAUGAAGCUGUUAGAAAAGGAUAUACACGAAAAGCAAGAUACGAUCGUUUCACUGCGCCGCCAGCUGGAGGACAUCAAAUCGAUCAAUCUUGACAUGUACCGUAAGCUACAGGAAUGUGAGCUGGAGUUGACCCAGAAGGGUGAGAUGGUAUCACGGUUACAGAUCAAAGCUUCACAAAUCGGUAAAAUACUGUCGAAUCUUGAGCGCAAAGGAGCUGCCGAUGCGAUGACGGAUUCACAGAUCAGCACAAUCAACUCGUUCGGCAGUGUAUCGUCCCCAUCCGGAUCGGGUGGAUCGUACGGGAGCGGGUUAGUUGGUCCACCGAACAAGAAACCGCAUCUUAAGAUCGGUACCAUUCCUCCGUUCAAUGCAAACAAGCUUAGAAAAUCUCCCUCGGUCGGGGCAACGGCAGCAGGUGCUGCUACGGCGGGAAGUACCACUACCACAACCACUGCUACUAGUGCAGCUUCUGCCGAAGCUACAAACACGGCAACACAACAACCAGCUGCUGGAGUAACAGCGGAUAAACAGCAAGAACAGGACUUGCAGAAACGGUUAUCAUCUCCUCCACAGGUGGAUCUCGGUAAUAAUUCCACCAGCAGCGGUACGGUUGAUAAACCGUCAGCAGAAAACGAUAAACCAAUGGAAGUUGCAGUGCCAUCAAAUGAAACCACAGUUCCAAACGAAUAAUCUUUGACCUGUUCAGAUACGAGAGGACACGUUUGAUCUCGAAAAUACGUUUAUUUACCCUGAAAAAAAAUAACACGCAUUUAAAGACUGCUUGGCUGGCUGAGGUCAUAUGGGACAAGGGUUUCUAAAAGUAUUUGUUUGCAUCCAUCUCAGUUAUAGUUUUAGCGAAACAACAACUAACACGCACGAAUGUUAUUGGUGCAAACAAUAACCUGGGGAAAAGGGAAAGGAUCGUUCUGUCCUGUAUGGACCGAAAGAAACCAAAUCAAACAAUACAGCAAAACCGACGGUGUUAAUCAACUACUCAUGUAUACACUUCCACCACGUAUUCUUAUUGUAGGAGUGCGAAGCGUCGCUGAAGCACAAAACAGAGCUAAUGUCACGGAUGGAAACGCAGCGCGAAUCGAUGGCAAGUGCGAUCUCGCAGCUGGAGAAAAAGUAUGCAAAUCAUUCUAUUAUCUAAUAAUUAUCUUGGUGCUGCUACCGAAUAACUACACAUGCCUAAGUUAACUAACCAUUACCCGCGUAUUAUCAUAUUACCUUUACGAUCAGCGCUUUCCUUAGAGUCGAAGCACAGUUGAAUUGAGUUCUUGUCCUUGUUUGCAAAUAAAUCGUCGAUGCCAGCUAGUAAUUAUUAAUCAUCCCAUGGGUUUACGUUGGGAGUAUGAGUAUAUUGUAUUGCGUGCCGCUAUGAUAAAACAAUAAAAGUAAAUGCAUCGUUUUAUGAACCCUAGUGCAACAGUGGUGUAAUUGAUUGCUUGAUUAAGGAAAAAUUGUGACAAAGCGCUUUUGUGUUUCUUUUAUUGGACAGAUUGGAUUAGCUAUUGAGUAUUAUUACGAGCAUAUUAUAUCGUCAAUAAAGUAAUGAAAACGGACAACGUGAUGAA